UAUCCAACGAAUACGAUCUUAAAAGUUGCCUCAAAGUUUUCUACUUGCAAUAAAAAAUCUAGCAUAUCAACUCGUAAUAAGCAGGAUUGAAACUGUAAUAUAAGGAGCGAUUUUCAACGGGUGUGUUACUAAAAUGGGACUUAUAGUGUGAUCAGUGACAGGUGUAUGAAAAUUGGGGCAAAAGGCCAGGUAACACGAUGAUGGGUCAAUUACAAUCUGAGAAGGAAGUCCUUGCAGAGGAAAUAACCGAGUCUAUCUGCAGUGCACUAAAUCUCGAUGAUAUUUUUGAAAUUAUUUUCGCAUUUGUAGAAUGUAAAUAUGAAGCUGAAUUGAAUGAUGUAAAUAAUCCUAAACUUAGAUUUCAUAUAAUUCAGCAAAGAUUCCCUUUGGCUUUUGAAGAGUCUGGUUUACUGGAUGAAAUUAUGAACACUUUUCCAGAACUUUGUAUGACUACACGAUUGGAUGAAUUGAAUAAGGAGAAAUUGAUUUUACAAAAUAACAUAUCCGAGCUAAGUGAGAAACUUGACUCUGUAGUUAACGAAAUGACAGAACUUCAAAUAAAUAUAUUUGGACGUGUUCUGUAUUUAUUCGAUAACCGUAUCAUUGAUUUAGCCAAAGAAGAAGAGGAAAUCAUUGUUAUUGAAAAUCCAAAUACUUGUGUUCUGCCAUCUAUUUCAAGUCUAUUUUGUGCAGCUGCUUGGAGAACAUUGCAACCAACUGAAUUACUUCUUGGAUUACAACUAACGCCAUCCCAACCAAUUUUAUAUCGUAAAACAGAGCAUACAUGGUUUCCUGGUCGUGUUGUAUACUGUCAUCUUCCGGAUAAAGAGAAUUCUGAACCUAAAUCAGAUAAGGAUAGAGCUAAAGAAAAUGAACUUACUCUGUACACAAUCUGUUUAGAUUCACUUUCAAAUUCAGGUUCAGAAGUCUAUGUAUCUGGACCUUCAUCUUUGGCGUUAGCGUUUUCAGCAGCUGAAUUAAGACAAAAGUAUCCAGUUGGUGCUCGUGUAGUCUCAAUUUAUCGAGAUGAUUCAGGUGGGAUCGGUUAUUAUUCUGGAUUGAUUGCUGAGCCUCCAAGUGAAAGGAAUGGUCAUAGAUAUUUAUUAUUCUUCGAUGAUGGUUAUACACAGUAUUCACCGCCGAAUGAAAUCUUUCGUAUAUGCCAUCAAUCUAAAGAGAAUUGGAAAGAAGCUACAGAAUCAUCUCAAGAAUUUAUUAAACGUUAUUUAGCUCAAUAUCCACAGCGUCCGAUGGUAAGACUUAAACAUGGUCAGACUAUUGAAACUGAACUCGAUGGUAUUUGGAUAAAAGCAACUGUGGAGGCAGUAGAUGCCAGUUUGGCUCUCAUAAAAUUUUCUAAAAAUCAUACAGAAUGGAUUUAUCGGGGUUCUACGCGGUUAGAACCACUUUAUAGUGACUUUCUUUCUAGUCAAAAUGAAGCACUACCAGCUCAUAAUCAAAGCGUUGAAGUUGAAUAUAACACUGCAGAUGUCUCAUUGGACGCAAGUGCUAAACGUCGUAAAGCUCGUAAAUCGGCUACUGGCAAUCAAAAUGCAAAUACAUCGAAUUGCGCUGUACGUAGUUUAAAUUCUACGUGUACAAAUAAUAAACCACCGGUGGAAAGUAUGAAUAGUCGCCAGCAUGUUGAUGUAGAUCCAUUGAUUAGUAUGUCUGAAUUAGAGUCAGCUGGUAGUAAAGUAUCGUAUCUGGAUAAUCUUUUUAAAGAAUUUAAUUAUGAGUCUUUUGUACCUCAUAAAUGUGGCAAUCAUUGUCUGAAAAGUUAUCGAAAAUCACCAACUUCUGAAUCGCCUAUUCUAUGCUCAGAGAAUCCAUUAGAUUAUAAAGGUCUUAAUCCACUGGAAAUUCCUUUCCACUGUGGAUGGUUAAGGUAUUUAGCAACAUAUGAACCAUCAAUGGACAACAAGUGUAGUAUUUUUUAUAGUGCACCAUGUGGUCGUCGUUUAAGAUCUAUGCAUGAAGUGGAACGAUUUCUGGAUUGGACUAAUAGUCAAUUAACAGCUGAUCUAUUCUCAUUCGAUAACACCGUGGUAAUCAAUCAAGAAUUUCGUGCAGAAAAGACACUUACGCAUAUUGCUGACUUAUCAUAUGGUAAAGAGAAUGUUCCAGUUCCUUGUGUAAAUAGUGUAGAUAAUGAAGUUCCUGGAUAUAUUGAUUAUACGCCUAACAGACAACCGAUUGGCAAUGUUCCUUUGCUUAAAGAUUCUAAAUUUCUUGUCUGUUGUGAUUGUACAGAUAACUGUCGCGAUCGAAAUAAGUGUGCAUGCCAACAAUUGACUAUUGAGGCCAGUUCAUUGACUAAUCCAAAUGGUACAGUUGACAGUCAAGCAGGCUAUCGUUAUCGUCGAUUGGGACAGUUUACAGUCGGUGGAGUAUAUGAAUGUAAUUCCGGUUGUCGUUGUGAUCGUCGAUGUAGUAAUCGAGUAGUUCAACAAGGAUUAUGGGUUAGGCUACAAGUAUUCAAAACUAGUCGCAAGGGUUGGGGUAUUCGUGCUUUGAAUGCUAUUCCAAAGGGCACAUUUAUAUGUACAUAUGCUGGUGCUAUAUAUGACGAAACAAUGGCUGUUCAAGAAGGGUGUGAUUAUGGUGAUGAAUAUCAAGCUGAAUUGGAUUACAUUGAAACAGUUGAAAAAGAUAAAGAAGGCUAUGAAUCGACAGUAGAAGAUUUAAAUGAUAUAUUAAAUGAAGCGACUACAGCUCCCGGGGAUACUGCUCAACAAUGUGUCGAUGGAAAUGCCGUUUCGCCUGGUUCAACUGAAAUUUCAGAGUUUACAGACGAAGCUUUUACAUCAUGUGGGAGUAGGACAACUAGUGAGAAUAAUAUUACUACCUUUGUUAUUAAUACUACUACUACUACUACGAAUAGUAAUACUGAUACUACUGUCGUUAGCACAACGACAACAACAUUGACAACAAUUGAUGAUGAUCCCACUAGUGAUUGUGAAUCAGACACCGGGAGUAAUUCCAGCAGUUGUAGUCGCAGUUGUAGUAGUAGUAGUAGUACAUCCUAUUCAACUGAAAUGACUACGAAUGAUGUCUGUAGUGUAGAUGAUGCAGAUGUUGACAUUGAUGAUGAUUAUGAUGACGUUGCCGAGGAGGAAGAGGAUAAAACAAGUCAGUGCAGUGAAAUAAGCUACAGUCGACAUGUAUUCAAUCCAGGUGAACCGUUGACAAUAACAUCGCAUAUUACCAGCAGUAUUAGUAGUAGUAGUAACAGUAGUGAUGUUGGUUCAAGUAAAUUAUCUACACAAAUUAAUGUUGAAAAUAAUAAUAAUAAUGUGGAUUCUAUUAACAAUGAAGUUAUACAAAAGAAUAAAGUGGAACAAGUUACAGAGAUUCCAAAACUUGUAUGCUUAGAUCUUACAGUUGAUACACCGAAAAAAAAUUCAACUGUUGAACAUGUUAGUCACAAUCAGGCUUCUUCGCCGCCAAAUAAUACAAUACAUGAUAAUAAUUGCAUGUACGACGAUUCACCAGAAAUUCCUAGAACACGAAACAAUUCAUCAUCACUACCAACACCUGAUAUAUCAGAUGAUUUAGAACAGGUAACUAGUAUAGCAAGUGAUUCUAAUUCACAGUUUUGUAAUAGUAAUAAUAAUAAUAGUCGUCAAAUUGAGCCAUUAUAUAUCGAUUUAUGUGAUGAUAUUUCUGAUUCAUCUGAUUCUCCUAAUCACACAAAAAAAACUGAAGAAGAAGAAGAAGAAGACCACAGAAAUGAUGAGGCUUCUAUAGGCACAACACCAACAACAACAACAUCCAGUGCUGCUGACAGUCAUUUUAAACACUCCAAGGUGAAUAUUAUCUUCAAUGGGAAUGAUAAUGAACACAUUGAAUUAAUUGAACCACAUUGUACAACAAAUGCUCUCCUUGAAUGUGAUAAUUCUUCUAAAAAGGCGAAUUUUGAAAAGCCUGAAAACAGUAGCAUAGCACAACCUCAUGUCUCAUUUAAUGAUAAUGAAUUAACCAAAUCAAACAAAUUAACAAAUAAUAAUGAUACUCACGUAAAGGUGGUGAAUAAAAGCUUGAAGAAAGCUAAAAGCAAAUUUAAAGGAACUAAACACUGUGAGUCAGUUAAACCAAAAGUUCAGGUGAAUUUAUGCCCAGAUGUUGAUAAAGAAGACAUUACAAUCCCUACGCAUUAUUAUGCUAAAUACAAUCGAAUAAAUAAAUAUUCAGCUAAAGUAAAGUUAAACAGCCAAUCAAAGAAAUUGUCACCUCAGAAUCGUGCAAUCCAGCUUUCUAAGCAAACAGCAUUUGCUAAGAAGAAUAAAUCGAAAACAAUUUGGUCAAGAAGAGCGGGUAGUUUACCACGUAGUUUUCGAUUACUUCGUAAUGCUACACAGUUGUUACAUGAGGCAGAUUUCAGUAAGAUACCAGUUGUACAAUUAUCUCCACUGCAAGAUGACUUUAAACAGGAAGACGAUAUUACAAAGACUGACAAGAAAACCAAGGAUCUUGAAUCUGUAGAGAGUCCAGUGCACAGUCCAAAACUUACUGAUGAAGAGAAGAAAGAGGAAAAGGAUGAAGAGUGUGUUAGUUCAACUCAAUCAGCUGACUCAAAUAAAUCGAUUACUACUACUACUACUACUGUACAGAUUACACCUCCAGAAAAUGAUUCUAAAUUAGAUUCAAUCGUUGAUUCACCAAGUAUGACUACAGCAGACAAAGAUUCACCAUCAUCGUCAUGUCAGUCUCAUGGUGGUGGUAGUCUUAAACUGAAACUUCGGCGUGUCAGAUCAACAAGUGCAUUUACAGCUGUGCCAUUGUCGGCUCCAAUAGAAAGCAAAGAAAGUUUAUCUUCUAAAGCAAAUUUAUCCGAAACAGAUGAAAGUACUUCACUGGUUAGAGGGUUACGCAGUCGGAGUAAACUUAUACGCUCAGUUAGUCUAGAACCUGAAAUUGAGCAUAAUAAAAAAGGUGAAAGUUCAAAAUCUCAACAAAGGGAAAGUGAAAAACAUAAUCGUCACCAUCACCACCAUCAUCAUCAUCAUCAUCGCCAUGACCAUCACAAACACCAUCAUGAUGGACAACAGAAACACCGACAACAGGAAUCCCAACAACAACAAGCUAAACGUGUAUAUCCUGUUGCUGAAAAAGACUGGUUACAUGCUAGAUCUUAUUUCAAUGAUAUUAAUCCAUAUAUUAUGGAUGCUAAAAAAAUGGGAAAUCUUGGACGUUAUUUAAAUCAUUCAUGCAAUCCAAAUGUAUUUGUUCAAAAUGUUUUUAUUGAUACUCAUGAUCCUCGAUUUCCUGAAGUUGCAUUCUUUGCUAAACGGAAUAUAGAAGUUGGCGAAGAAAUGACUUGGGAUUAUGGCUACACAGUUGAUGCAGUACCGUUUAAAGUGUUAUAUUGUUAUUGUGGUGAAGCGAAUUGUCGAAUACGACUAUUGUAAUUAUACUUAUAUUAUUAUGAUUAUUGUAAUGAUUUUUUUGUUUUGAUAUGCAUUUAUUUGUGAAUACUCAGGAUACUCUAUCUUUUCUCUAAUGUUACCUCUCUUUUUUUGUAUGUAUACACUUUCCUCUUUCUUUUCUUUUCUUGCUUUACUGACGAAUGAGAAUGACAAAAUUAUAUCAAUGACUUUUGACUCUUUCUCUUUUUUCUUUGAACUUCAUGGAAUGAAAGGCUAAGUUUCUCACUUCAAGUUGCAACCUGUUCCAGAUUUAAAUUUCACAUUGAAGAAACAAAGUGUUGCUGUAGUUCCAACGACCUCAAUCAGCAGGAAGUUUGUUAGUUUCACUAGCCAGUCGUCUUAAUUUCUUUACCUUCCAACGGGGAAAUAGGGCUUCAACCAUUUAGGUUUGAAGUUUCAGUAGCACUUG
Messenger RNA from Trichobilharzia regenti, 5838 nucleotides. Lineage: Eukaryota; Metazoa; Platyhelminthes; Trematoda; Strigeidida; Schistosomatidae. The record is from the annotation of a GenBank genome assembly.